Molecule: messenger RNA, 3045 nt
Organism: Bactrocera oleae (olive fruit fly)
Lineage: Eukaryota; Metazoa; Arthropoda; Insecta; Diptera; Tephritidae
Product: sodium/potassium/calcium exchanger 5
Biological process (GO): intracellular calcium ion homeostasis; calcium ion transmembrane transport
Cellular component (GO): plasma membrane
Molecular function (GO): calcium channel activity; calcium, potassium:sodium antiporter activity
Source: RefSeq, a predicted model, not a curated record
AACGAACAUAAGUUUGUAUUUCAAUACAGGAUAGCCCAUCAUUUGCAUAAUACGCCGUCGGUAAAGCGCAAAUAUCUAUAAAAAAAAACAAUUACGCUCAUAAUUAUACAAGAUCAUAAUUUUUUAAAUUCAGAAUUUCCAUCGAUCAUUUCGUGCAAAACUACCUGUCAAACACAUACAUAUAACAUAAAUAGUCUGGCAAAAAAACUAUCGCUCUGAUCCCGCUAUUGAUACGCGCCACUGGAGUGACAGCCCAAAAUUUUCCACAAACAAAUGUGAUUAUAUAUACAUACCUGAUUUUGUACAUAUGUAUGUAUGUAUGUCAUAUAUACAUACAAUCGCAUAAAUAAAUGCAUGUAUACAUAUACUACAUAUACAUAUGUAUGUAUAGUAUGUACAUAUUUAUAAUAGUUAUAUGCUUAUGUUUUUAACCCAAAAUUAGGCUUAUCACCAAGUGCAUUGUUUCGCCUGUAAACAAGUCUACACACAAACACUUGCACAUAUUUAUGCCAAAACUUAAUUUAUGCUGCAGCGCGGUAUUACUAUAAAUGCGGUGUUUAUCCCUAAGACGCGCUUUAGAAGGCCGAUAAGCGGCGAGGCGAACACAUAAUCUAAAAGAACAAAAGUGUCGUAAAGUGCAACAAAAUUAGUGAUUUCAUUUCAAAUAAAACAAAAAAUUUUGAAAAUAAAACAAAUUUAUUAAAAAAAAAAAAAUUUUCAAACAUAAAAAUUAUAGAAAAAAUUGUUUUUAAAGACAAGAAAAAAAAAAUAUUAUUUUCAAACAUAAAAAUCAUAAAAAAAUUGUGUUCAAACAUACAAAUAGAUUCAUUGCAAAACAAUAGUUUCAAACAUUUGCCGCCUGUGUUUCAAAAGGCAAACAAUUUUCAAGUUGCCAACACUCUCGCAUACGUGAAACGGCAUUUUUGCACAGUUAUUUGCAUUGCAAAUGAUGGACAAAAAUUUAACGGAAACAAGUGAAAGUCGAACUUUCGUAAAGAAUUCAUAUGUGAAAUCGAAAAAUAUUCGAAUUAAGUCGAAAUUGUGUCUCCAAUUACGUUGUUGUAUUUAUGUUGGUGUAAUUUUAUUAUUUUACACCAAUUAUCUAUGGUUUGACAGCGGCUGGCGUAGACGCGCGGAGAAAGCUACCCCAACAGUGCCUCCCAAACAAUUCCAGUCAACUAGACAGCUACUGAGUCUCGUGAGCACCAGCGCUAUUGACUUGGAGCAUUCACAAGAAAACGUGAGCAUAACAGAAAUACAUUACAACAACAGACAUCAAUCAAAUCGCAAAAAACUCAAUGAGCAUAAGCUAAUAACAACAGAGAAAGUAAGAGCAAUCGCCUCUUAUAACGCUUCCCGCGCGAACUUGCCGUGGGCCGUUAACAGCCCAAGCACAGCCACAGCGAAUUGCACUGCACCGGCGAUCUUGGAAUUUCCCACAGACGGACUGACGCGUACACAACGCCAACACGGCUGGAUUACAGUGCAUAUUUUAUUGGCGCUCUAUUGCUUUUGGUUGUUGGCGGUAAUUUGUGAUGAUUACUUUCUGCCAGCCAUCGAGUUAAUAUGUCAAGCGCUACAGAUGCGUGCCGAUGUAGUCGGUGCCACUUUUAUGGCAGUCGCAACAUCAAGUCCGGAACUCUUUAUGAAUUGCGUUGGUACAUUCGUGACAAAGGGUGAUAUCGGCAUUGGCACAAUUGUGGGCUCGUCUGUAUUUAAUUUGCUGGCUGUACCGGCAUGUUGUGGUCUCUUUGUGGGCCAAUGCGUUCCUUUCGACUGGUGGCCGGUAAGUCGAGAUUGUCUAAUGUAUUGCCUGGCUGUGAUUGCGCUGAUCUGCACGCUCUGGGACGGCAAGGUGAUGUGGUACGAAUCGAUGAUGCUCUUCUUGGCAUACUUUUUCUAUAUGGCAGUGAUGUACUACAACGAUAAGGUCGCUCGCUCAGCACGUCGUCUGAUCUCUCGUUAUCGCCGUAAACUGCGUUUGGUAUUUUCCUAUCGUAAAGUUAGUGAGCUAACGCCACUCCUUGGACGUCAGCGUACCUUCAACGGCAUUGCCAACAACUUAGCAACAACUUUUAAUAGCAUUAUUAACUGUUCUUCAAGCAAUAAUCUGGCAACAUUUUAUACACCUGAAUCCUCUAUACAACUUUGUGCUAGUUUGGAGGAUAUCGAAAGUUGUCGCACGUCUACGACACAAAAUGACAGUUAUAGUUGGACGGUAGAUGCCGAAGCAAAUUGUGUUAAUGAAACUGACUAUAACACAACAGAUUACACUGAUCUACCUUGGCAACGCGGUGAUGCUUCGUGGCUCUAUUUCUUACUCCGUUGGCCCAUCACUUUUUUGUUGUACAUAACGGUACCGGAUAGUCGCAGACAUCCUCAAGCUAAAUAUAUAGCAUUUGCGGCAUCGAUUAUGUGGAUUGCAGUGAUCUCCUAUGUAGUGGCCUACGCGAUAACCGUAAUAGGCGAUACGCUCAACAUACCCGACUCUGUUAUGGGGCUCACAAUACUCUCCGCCGGCAUGAGUGUACCGGAAGCCGUAUCCAGCAUUAUUGUCACGAAACAGGGACUUGGCGCUAUGGGCAUCAGUAAUGCAAUCGGAUCGAAUACAUUCGACAUUUUACUUUGUCUCAGUGUGCCUUGGUUUAUUAAAGCUUAUUUUUUGCCAAACCAUCCCGAUGAAAUGUGGGUUGUGCCCAAUUCUAAUGGACUCACAUAUUCCGUCACCUUUCUGCUUGCGUCUGUUAUUUGUCUCUUUCUAACAUUGCUAUUAAAUCGUUUUAAAUUGGAUCGUAAAGUGGGUUUAAUAUGCGCCAUUUUAUAUGUCUGUUUCAUUGUUUGUGCAGCACUCAUCGAGCUCAAUGUAUUCUUUGCUGUUAAUGUACCUAUAUGUGAGCACUGAGGGAAACGAAAGAGGAUGACAUUUUGAUUGGAUGAUCAAGUUGCCCGAUCUAGCCAACCUUGUUUUGUGAACUUUAGAUUUUGCACAAUUAAUUUUAUUAAUAUUUACCCAACAAUAAAUGAUAAUAAUUCGAAGCAGUAAAA